Oryza sativa Japonica Group (Japanese rice) is the source of this 2087-nucleotide messenger RNA. Its product is annotated as GDP-L-galactose phosphorylase 2. Gene Ontology annotation, molecular function: GDP-D-glucose phosphorylase activity. Gene Ontology annotation, cellular component: cytoplasm. The record is from RefSeq and is a predicted model, not a curated record. Lineage: Eukaryota; Viridiplantae; Streptophyta; Magnoliopsida; Poales; Poaceae. Gene Ontology annotation, biological process: glucose metabolic process.
UCCCCUCCUCGCCUACCACCACCACCACCGUCGCCGCCGCCGCCGACUGAGAAGAGGAAGAGGAAGAGGGGAGAUUCCGCCGCCGACGAGAGGUGGGGGGGAGUGGGUUGUGAUCGUGAGGAGGGCUCUCAUCCCUAGACGGGCGAGUUGAAAGGCGGCAAAGACGGCUAGCGUUGAAGCGGUCGGGCGCGGCCACGCAGCUGCGCCGCCCACGCCCAGUGGGGGAGCCAUCGCUUCUCCGGCGACGGCGUCCAGCCCAGCCCCGCACGGCGGCCGCGGGGCGCUUCCCUCGGCCGGCGGCAGCCCCUCUGACCUCCUCUUCCUCGCCGGCGGCGGUCGCCUCUGAGACCGCUCGCCCCCCCCAUCCACCUUCUCUAACAUCCAAUCAACAAAAAUCUUUCGCUGACCUGACCCUGACCCCGAGAGAGAGGAAGGAAUUGAGAUUUAAUCAUGGAGAUGAAGCUGACCAUCAAGCGGGUGCCCACCGUGGUUUCCAACUACCAGGAGGAUGCUGCCGCCACCGCCGGCGAACGCCCCCGCGCCGGCUGCGGGAGGGAUUGCCUCGGGGAUUGCUGCUUGCCCGAUUCCAAGCUUCCGCUGUAUGCUUUCAAGGCGAGUCCGAAAAAGCCGUCUUCGCAGGAGGAUGCUUCCAACGAUGAGUUCUUUGUCAAUCUCCUGCUCGGCCUGUGGGAAGACAGGAUGGCCCGAGGUUUGUUCCGAUAUGAUGUCACUGCCUGUGAGACCAAGGUUAUCCCAGGCAACCUUGGGUUUGUUGCACAACUGAAUGAAGGACGCCACCUCAAGAAGCGCCCUACUGAAUUCCGCGUGGACCGUGUGCUUCAACCAUUUGAUGCUGCCAAGUUCAACUUCACCAAAGUUGGCCAGGAGGAGGUGCUCUUCCAAUUUGAGAAUGGUGGUGGUGAUGACAGCUUCUUUGUGGAGAGCUCCCCAAUCAGUGUUGCUGAUCGUGCUCCUAAUGUUGUUGCAAUCAAUGUAAGCCCAAUUGAAUAUGGCCAUGUUCUUCUCAUUCCCCGUGUACUGGACCGCCUGCCUCAGAGGAUUGACCAGGAGAGCUUCUUGCUUGCACUGCACAUGGCUGCUGAAGCCGCAAGCCCAUACUUCAGGCUUGGCUAUAAUAGUUUGGGUGCCUUUGCAACCAUCAACCACCUCCACUUUCAGGCAUACUACUUGACAGUGCCUUUCCCUGUUGAGAAGGCAGCUACCAAGAGGAUUUUCCUUGCUGAGGGCACAAUGAAUAGUGGAGUAAAGGUGUCCAAGCUGAUGAACUACCCUGUGAGGGGACUGGUUUUUGAGGGAGGCAACUCACUGAGCGAUCUGGCCAAUGUGGUUUCCAGCGCUUGUAUCUGGCUGCAGGACAACAAUGUGCCUUACAAUGUUCUUAUCUCUGACUGCGGCAAAAAGAUCUUCCUCUUCCCUCAGUGCUAUGCCGAGAAGCAGGCUCUGGGAGAAGUGAGCCAGGAGCUACUGGACACGCAGGUUAACCCAGCUGUGUGGGAGAUCAGUGGCCACAUCGUGCUGAAACGAAGGAGUGAUUACGAGGAGGCAUCAGAAGCUUCUGCGUGGAGACUCCUCGCUGAGGUUUCCCUGUCGGAGGAACGCUUCGAGGAAGUGAAGGCCUACAUCUUUGAUGCCGCUGGUCUGGUUCAGUCCGACGAGGAGGAAGUCAGCGAAGACGAGGACGCCACCUACACGCCUGUCUCCAUUGCCCCUCCUGCUGUCGCGGAAGGCUGCCUCGUCCUUCAGUGAGACGGUAGAACAGGUUGUCGGCCUGGUAAAGCGCUGUGCCGCCUUCGUCUUCUCAUCAGUCUUCUUCAGUCUUCACCCGCUGGUCGCCUAGCUUCGUCAUAGUUAUGGUUGCUGGUCUUUUAUAAGGAUCAAUGUAAUCGAACUGCCUGGAGUCUUGUGUCUGAACCUGCAUGCUACUUGCUCCUCCCUUCCCUGCUGCUCUGAUAUUCAGACUCUGCAAAUAUUAAGCAGAGAAACUGUGAAACUGUUUGUAUUGUUUGUGCUGUUGAGCACUGGAUCUAAUGUGAUGAACAUUGUUAAUAACUACACAUCUUCCCUGA